AUGGUGGGCCAGAACGACGUGCUCUUGAUAGUGGAUCUAGACGCAGUAGCGCACCUUGGUUUCAACGGUGGUGUUGGCGCCGGGGCCCGAACUCAUCGCCUCCACGAAGAAGACAUGCAGCAAUGCGGCGCUGUCACUGGCCCACGGGCCUGGUGCGAGGGCCCGGAGAAUGACGGACGACUAAAUGCUGGGAGGGUUUAA
Messenger RNA from Penicillium manginii, 201 nucleotides. RefSeq lists its product as uncharacterized. The transcript has a single exon. The record is from RefSeq and is a predicted model, not a curated record. The coding region runs from base 1 to 201 and encodes 66 amino acids. NCBI's taxonomy places the organism in Eukaryota, Fungi, Ascomycota, Eurotiomycetes, Eurotiales, Aspergillaceae.